AUGUUAGUUAAGCUUCAAGAAGUUGUUUCCAACCGGUGGCUGCGCCUAUGCCUUGAUUUGGUUUUGUCGGCCAUUUGUCUUGCCCGUUCUCGGCCGGAUGUGGCUUCAUUGGUCUAUCUCAUGAACCGUGAUGUAUUCUCCGUCCUAUCUUUUGGAUUUGCAGACCAAAAUCUGAUUUUAUGGUCGCUUGUGCAGUUUGGUGGACUUGGCUCACGCAGUUUAGGAGUUGGCCGAGAAUUGUUCUCCUUGUACGCGUCAUGGCCGAGAAAAUGUGCCGGACUGAAUUUCUUCAAAUCUGUUCGGGCCAAUUGA
Microthlaspi erraticum is the source of this 312-nucleotide messenger RNA. Lineage: Eukaryota; Viridiplantae; Streptophyta; Magnoliopsida; Brassicales; Brassicaceae. The record is from the annotation of a GenBank genome assembly.